Molecule: messenger RNA, 234 nt
Organism: Paramecium octaurelia
Lineage: Eukaryota; Ciliophora; Oligohymenophorea; Peniculida; Parameciidae
Source: the annotation of a GenBank genome assembly
AUGCCUCGCUGUCCUACAGAUAUAGUUUAUUCCGAAAAAUAUACUGAUGGAGAAUUUGAGUAUAGGCAUGUCAUCCUACCUCAUGAAUUAUAUAAAAAAAUCUCAAAAAUUGGAAGACUUUUAACUGAAUAAGAAUGGAGAGGUCUGGGUAUAAAAGGAUCCCCUGGAUGGAUUCAUUAUGAUUAUUAUAAACCAGAACCACAUAUCCUAAUGCUUAGAAAAAAAAUUAAUUGA